ACAAAAUAAAAAAUAAUGUUUAAAUUUCUUGCAACCGUGAUUGUUGUUGUUGCUGCAGCGACAAUAAUCAUGCCACACAUGGUGUCAGCCAGACCUGGAGAUCUGGCUAUAAAUGCUGCAGAGAAUGUAGAUGUGCCGCCAGAACAUCGUGCUGCUCCACCGGCGCCACCACAACAACCACAUCCUGCCCAACCGCCCUAUCAACCCAGAGCCAUAUAUCCAGCUGCUGCAGUACCGGGUGGACCGCAAUACCCCCUCUUCUUUACAACUCCAAACGGCUUUGUACCCUUCGGCAGCAUUUACAGUCCCUACCAACAGCCUCAGGCCCUAGUGCAAAGUCCUGCAUAUAUCUUGCCUCAAGAUCAAGCAAUAGUAUCGCCAAUUGUUGCUGCUGUCUUGUGAAAUAACAUUUCCAUGUGAAUAUCUUUACUUUUUACUGUUUAUUAUACUUAUUUUCAUAAUUAUUUAUUAUUUUAUUUUAUUAUGUGUGCGUUUUGUUUAUCUAAUAUUAUAUUCUAUUAUCAAAUAAUUAACAGAAAAUACAUUUGAAGUUAUUUAAA
Messenger RNA from Calliphora vicina (urban bluebottle blowfly), 560 nucleotides. RefSeq lists its product as uncharacterized. The coding region runs from base 16 to 402 and encodes 128 amino acids. The transcript has 2 exons. NCBI's taxonomy places the organism in Eukaryota, Metazoa, Arthropoda, Insecta, Diptera, Calliphoridae. The record is from RefSeq and is a predicted model, not a curated record.